Molecule: messenger RNA, 530 nt
Organism: Rhipicephalus sanguineus (brown dog tick)
Lineage: Eukaryota; Metazoa; Arthropoda; Arachnida; Ixodida; Ixodidae
Exons: 1
Source: RefSeq, a predicted model, not a curated record
AUGUCAGACGAGGAAGGCACUUCAAGCUCAACCACAACCAACGCCUCCGAGUUAACGCUUCCUCAUUUCUGGCCCAAAAACCCCAGGGUGUGGUUCAGCCAAAUCGAGGCCCGCUUCCACCUUCGACGCAUCACAUCGCAGGAGUCGAAAUACCUCCACGUCAUUGCAGCACUGCCACCUGACAUCGCUGACGCCGUAGACGAUGUGCUCGCCUCCAUUCUAUCGAAGGAGGCCUACGACGAACUAAAAAGCACCGUCCUGAAACGUAUUGAGGUGUCCGAACAGAUAAGGCUGCAACAACUUUUGUCUCAUGAACAGCUCGGUGACCAGCGUCCCUCGCAACUACUCCACCGAAUGCGUCAGCUGCUAGUACAGGCGUCAGAGGAGCGUCAACAGCCAUUGCUUCGGGAGUUGUUUUUGCAGAGACUGCCACAGUCAACACGGAUGAGACUCGCUGGCUCGGACGACGUGACUCUCGAGCAUCUGACUCAACUCGCCGACCGCAUCAUCGACUGCAGCGCUUCACUUUG